Messenger RNA from Dioscorea cayenensis subsp. rotundata (Guinea yam), 1331 nucleotides. RefSeq names its product putative 12-oxophytodienoate reductase 11. The transcript is spliced from 5 exons. The coding region runs from base 93 to 1223 and encodes 376 amino acids. Lineage: Eukaryota; Viridiplantae; Streptophyta; Magnoliopsida; Dioscoreales; Dioscoreaceae. The record is from RefSeq and is a predicted model, not a curated record. Gene Ontology annotation, molecular function: FMN binding; oxidoreductase activity.
CAUGGCAUCACUGACCAUCAAACAAUCUUCUUAUAAAUACUCAUAACAAGAGGUUUCAUCUCCUCCACUAAAUCUAAAGAGAAACAAAGCAGAUGGGUGUACAUGAUGAGGUUUCUCUUCUCACUCCUUGCAAUAUGGGCAACUUCCAUCUCUCACACAGGAUAGUUUUAGGUCCUCUGACAAGAUCAAGAUCAUAUGGUAAUACACCACAGCCUCAUGCAAUCCUCUAUUACUCUCAAAGAGCCACAAAUGGCGGCCUUCUCAUCAGUGAAGCCACUGGAGUUUCUAAUACUGCACAAGGAUAUCCAAACACUCCGGGAAUUUGGUCAAAAGAGCAAAUGGAAGCAUGGAAGCCGAUUGUAAAAGCGGUGCAUGAUAAAGGCGGAGUAUUCUUUUGCCAAAUUUGGCAUGUCGGAAGGGUUUCAACCUAUGAUUACCAACCAAAUGGAGAAGCUCCGAUAUCCAGCACAGACAGAGUGAUCCAAGUCCCUCCUCAAACAGAACUAGAUGUCACAGUUGAAAGUUAUUCACCUCCUCGUCGUCUAACAACAAUAGAGAUCCCUCAAGUUGUCAAUGACUUCAGACUUGCUGCAAGGAAUGCCAUUGAAGCUGGCUUUGACGGAGUAGAGAUUCAUGGAGGACAUGGAUACUUACUAGAACAAUUCAUGAAGGAGAGUGCCAAUGACAGGACAGACAAAUACGGUGGUGGGCUCGAGAACCGCUGCCGUUUCCCUUUGGAAGUAGUUGAAGCAGUUGUCGAUGAGAUUGGCGGAGACCGUGUUGGAAUGAGACUCACUCCCUUUGAGGACUUCUUGGAUUGCUAUGAGUCUGAUCCAGAAGCUCUAGGCCUUCACAUGGUUCAAUCUUUGAACAAAUUUGGAAUACUUUACUGUCAUAUGAUUGAGCCAAGGAUGUCAAUGGCCGAGGAACGAAGGCAAAUUCCGCAUCGGCUUCGGAACAUGAGAGAGGCCUUCAAUGGUACCUUCAUUGCUGCAGGAGGAUAUGAUAGAGAUGAAGGUAAUAAGUGUGUUCGUGAAGGCUAUACUGAUCUUGUUUCAUACGGACGCUUGUUCUUGGCCAACCCUGAUCUGCCAAGGAGGUUUCAGUUGAAAGCACAGCUGAAUAAGUAUGAUAGAUUGACAUUCUAUACUUCUGAUCCUGUUGUUGGAUACACUGAUUAUCCAUUCCUUGAGGAUUGUAAUGAAUCGAUGAAUCAAGUCUAAUUUCAAAUGCAGUCUGAAUGAGGAUGUGAAAACUGCAGACAAAAAGAAAAACAAUAGGAAUUGUAGUCUCUGAUUAAAAAAUAAUGAGCAAAACAUACUGCAUAAAAA